This is a messenger RNA of Juglans microcarpa x Juglans regia, 1897 nucleotides long. RefSeq names its product protein DETOXIFICATION 40-like. Lineage: Eukaryota; Viridiplantae; Streptophyta; Magnoliopsida; Fagales; Juglandaceae. Gene Ontology annotation, molecular function: antiporter activity; xenobiotic transmembrane transporter activity. Gene Ontology annotation, biological process: xenobiotic detoxification by transmembrane export across the plasma membrane. Gene Ontology annotation, cellular component: membrane. The transcript is spliced from 7 exons. The record is from RefSeq and is a predicted model, not a curated record. Bases 110 to 1609 code for a protein of 499 amino acids.
CUAUUUUACAUAUACAAAUAUUUUGUGUUAAGUGUGAGAAAGAGAGAGAGAAACUGCCUACUGCUUUUUGUGUCAAGUGUGUGAGAGAGACUGAGAGGGAGAAGAAAGGAUGCAGUCCACUGACAAUGAGAUCCAUCAACCCAUGUUACAAACCAAAAAAGCAACACCAGAGCCAGUGAGUUCCGCACUAGAAGACGUCCUCUCCAACACCCACCUUCCCUACUUCCGCCGCCUUCAAUCCGCCACAUGGCUCGAACUGAACACCCUCUUCCGACUAGCAGCCCCUGCGGUCGUGGUUUACUUGCUCAACAACGUGACCUCAAUGUCCACUCAAAUCUUUUGCGGCCAUCUCGGCAAUCUUGAGCUUGCUGCGGCCUCUCUCGGUAACAAUGGCAUCCAAAUAUUCGCCUACGGCCUCAUGCUUGGAAUGGGAAGCGCUGUGGAGACACUGUGCGGCCAGGCUUAUGGUGCUCACAAGUACGAAAUGCUAGGUGUAUAUCUCCAGCGAUCAACGAUCCUCCUCAUGUCGACUGGGGUCCUAGUUAUGUUUAUCUACAUCUUCAGCAAGCCCCUGUUGCUCUUGCUAGGUGAAUCAACAAGCAUAGCAUCCGCAGCUGCAGUGUUUGUCUAUGGCCUCAUCCCACAAAUAUUUGCCUACGCUGCCAAUUUUCCCAUCCAAAAGUUCCUCCAAUCCCAGAGUAUAGUGGCUCCUAGCUCGUACAUCUCUGCGGCCACGCUUUUAGUACACCUAUUAUUGAGUUGGCUCGUUAUUUACAAACUGGGUUGGGGAUUGUUGGGCGCAUCACUGAUGUUAAGCUUUUCAUGGUGGAUCAUAGUGGUGGCACAGUUCGUGUACAUCUUGACGAGUGAGAGGUGCAAAUACACAUGGUCUGGAUUCAGCAUGCAGGCUUUCUCUGGGCUCUGGGAAUUCUUGAAAUUGUCUACAGCAUCAGCAGUCAUGCUUUGCCUGGAGACUUGGUACUAUCAGAUACUAGUGUUGAUUGCUGGGUUGCUAAAAAAUGCUGAGAUUGCGUUGGACGCUCUCUCCAUCUGCAUGGCGAUAUCUGGAUGGGUUUACAUGAUCUCAGUGGGUUUCAAUGCGGCUGCGAGUGUGAGGGUGAGCAAUGAGCUAGGGGCCGGACAUCCGAAAUCAGCAGCUUUUUCUGUGUUGAUAGUAACUCUAAGCUCUUCCGUCGUAGCUGUGAUCUGCGCCACCAUAGUGCUCGUGUUUCGGCACGUGAUAAGCUAUAUUUUCACCAGUGGUACUACUGUAGCUGAUGCAGUCGCAGAACUCUCCCCCUACCUUGCCGUCUCCAUCGUACUCAACGGAAUCCAACCCGUUCUGUCCGGGGUGGCUGUCGGUUGUGGAUGGCAAGCAUUUGUUGCGUACGUGAACGUAGGAUGUUACUACAUUAUUGGUCUCCCGUUGGGUGCAGUUCUUGGCUUCAAAUUCGAUCUAGGAGCUCCGGGAAUAUGGUCUGGGAUGAUAGGAGGCACUUUCAUACAGACUCUCAUCUUAUUGUGGGUCACAUUUCGGACAGAUUGGAAGAAAGAGGUUGAAAAGGCAAAGAAUCGUUUGGACAAGUGGGAAUUAGACCCCAAGGAUUAACCCCCUUUCCAGCCAAAGUGAAUGGUCCCCUUGCGAGAAUGGGAAUUGACUCAGCUAAUACUCCUGUAUGUGAUCUCAUAAGGUUAAUUCACGGCUACCGUGAUUCGGCAAAUAAUCCUUUUCUAUAUAUGGUCUCAGCUGCAUGGUCUUAAUUAGAAAGCCAUCAUUUAAUUAAAUUGGUCCCUCUUUUGCAUUUUCUUCUUUUCUUUUGCCCCCAUGUUCUUGUGUUAUUGUUGUAACAUCUGGAUUGAUUAGUGAUUUAAUGCUAGCUUCUUGGUAUUUCGAUCC